AUGAAGAGGAUUGUGAAGGCACUGUUUACGGCGAGGCGGUACUCUCGUCACCACUUCUCAAACAUCCGCCUGGAUCGACGCAGACGGCUGCUGGCGGGUGACUCGGAGUCGGUGUAUACCAUAUUCGUUCAGCCUUUGAGUGGGAGGAGCAUCCCGAUAGUUGUGUCCGCUCGGACGACGAUUGCAGACGUCCGCCGCCUAUUGGUCACGAAAGGUGUUCAAUCAUCGCUCGCGAGCUCAGUGUGCAUAUGCGGCAUGAAGACGCGCAAGGUAUUAUCGGAUGAUCAGAGCAUGCGCGACCUUGGAGCUGGUCCGCUUUCCCACUUCUUGAUGAUUGGGUCCCUGCGUGGUGGGACCCCAUUCGGAAAUCGGGCAUUCACAUGUAUGGGCUGCGGUACAUCUGGGUUUGAGAAUGCGACUUCCCUGUCACGCCACGUCGCUCGGUCAGCAGAUCCGCGGUGCGCAGCUGGCAUUGCCAGUGCUGCCGACCUGGCCCGUGAGGAGGUGCUUGCCCGUCUGUCGCAGCAGCAGGCGAACGUUCGCCAUGCGGAUCACGGCGAAGGCUCUUCCCACCACAACUCCUUAAACACGGGCGCAGACAACCUCGACGCCGUACCAGCCGAAGAUCUCAACGAUGGCGAAAUGGAGCCCGAUGAUGACCUCGCCCACGGCGCUAAUCUCGGGGUACGUUCUCCGUGUCCAUCGUCGAGGUCGUCUUCAUCUUCAAGUUCAAGCGAGGAGGAGCGGGACUACGAUGUUCCUCCCUCCUCGCCACUGCUCAUACCCUCUGGUCGACAUUCGAGGUCGAUCUCACCUGUGGCUCACCCGGAAGCUGGUGGCGACGACGAUAUGCUCGUCGAUCAGGAAGAACUCCCUGGGCUUCGUGGUCCAGAUGAGGACUUUCUGUUCCAAGAGCCGCAUGUCGUUCGCUUCGGUGGUCAAGCCGGUGCCAUCGCACAUCAGCCUGCUGGUGUUGACCGCCCAAAUGAAGGGCCAUUUGCCCUGUACGAAGCAGGAUUGGCCAACACCAUCUCCGAGGAGAAUGUCUUCGCCCCGUUCGCCUCAGAGAGGGAGUGGCGCAUUGCUCAGUGGGCGAAGAAGCGUGGCCCAAGUGCAAGUUCGUUCAACGAAUUCCUAGCAAUCGGUGGCGUUCUCGAUGCGCUACAGCUCACCUUCAAGAACACGAAAGAAUUGAACAAAGUCGUCGAUAAGAGCCUUCCGACCCGACCCAUGUUUGCCCGACGUGUCCUUGAGGUCGAUGGCGAGACGUACGACCUGUGGCUGCGAGACAUCAUGCAGUGCAUCGAGGUACUAUUUGGCUCGCCUGAUUGGGCUGCGGACAUCCUGGUCGCACCCGAGCGACACUACACAGACGAGACCGAGGCAACACGGAUCUAUGGUGACAUGAAUACUGGAGAAUGGUGGUGGCGCUUGCAGCACAAAAUCGAGGACAAGGAACGUGGCGGCACAAUCGUACCUCUCAUCAUCUCGUCCGACAAGACCCAGUUGACAUUGUUUCGCAAUCGCUCCUGCUACCCACUCUAUCUGACAAUCGGCAAUAUACCAAAGGCUAUACGUCGGAAGUCAAGUCGUCAGGCCCAACUCCUCAUUGGAUAUCUUCCCGUCACGCGACUAUCCCACAUCAAGAAUGAAGAGACUCGCCGCCGCGCGAUUUCUAACCUCUUCCAUGCGUGCCUGAAGCAGGCGCUCGCUCCGACUCGCAAGCCGGCACGUCGUGGCGUAAAGAUGUCUUCAGGCGAUGGGUCUACGCGCCGCUGUCAUCCAGUGUUUGCGGCAUACAUCGGAGAUUAUCCUGAGAUCGUCUGCGUCGCCGGGGUGAAGAAUGGUCAAUGUCCCGCGGGUGAGGUCGACUCAAACUCUAUGGGUGAGGCCGUGCCGUGCACGCAGCGCGACCUGAACGCGAUUUUGCGUGCCUUGAGUAUCAAGCCGAUCACGGACCCAUUCUGGAAGGACUUGCCUUAUGUGAACAUCUACGCGUCAUUCCCUCCCGACAUUUUACAUCAGCUAUACCAGGGAAUGGUCAAACACAUCAUCGAGUGGAUAAAGUCGGCGUACGGCGCCCGCGUGAUCGAUGCACGGUUUCAAUGCCUGCCUCCGAAUCAUAAUCUGCGACACUUCUCAAAAGGAAUCUCACACCUCUCCCGCGUUUCUGGGACUGAACACCAAGACAUAUGUCGUGUUCUGCUGGGCACCAUUGUCGACCUCCGUUUACCUGGCGGCCAAAAUCCCGUGCGACUCGUGCGCGCUGUACGUGCCCUCCUCGACUUCGUGUAUCUCGCACAACUCCCAGCCCACACUUCCACGACGCUCUCACAACUAGACGACUCGUUAGCUCGCUUCCAUGCGAACAAAGGCGUUUUUGUGGAACUAGGUAUUCGCGAGCACUUCAACUUUCCGAAAUUGCACUCGCUCCGGCACUACGUUAGCGGAAUCAAGAUGUUUGGCACAGCAGAUGGGACGAACACUGCCCAAUCCGAGCAUCUUCACAUCUCGCUCGCCAAGGACCCAUGGCGAAAAUCAAAUAGGAAGGACGAGUAUCCACAGAUGACGACCUCUGUCGUCCGGCUUGAACAGAUCCACGCGCAUGCCCUCUACGUAGACUGGCGGCUCGCCGGACGCCCUGAUCUGCCGACAACACCUGCGGCCAUCCCACACAAACUCCAUCAGCAUGUAGCUCGCUACCCGACUCACAAGUCUCUCUCCUUCGCCGCUGUCGAAUCGCGCUAUGGUGCCGAUAACUUCCCAUCAGUCCUCAAAGAAUUCAUUGCGCACUUCAAGCACCCUCAUCUGUCUGGGCGAGAACUGGCGAACUUCGUAUCCGUGUACGAUUUGCCGUUCCGCUCCGUGUCUGUAUGGCACAAGGUGAAAUUCUGGAAUCAAGAUCCCUUCAAGCGAAGGGAUGCACCCGAGACCUUGGACGUUAUUCACGCACGUCCAGCAUAUCGGGAUACUCAAGGCCGCGUGGUGGCAGGGCGAUUUGAUACAGCACUGGUUAACGAGAAGGGGGAGGGAGGGUUUGCAGGGGUCUCGGGGUAUCGCGUAGGCCAAGUACGCGUCAUUUUCUCGCUAUCGAAGAAGGCCCGCGCGAUUGUAUUCAAGAAUGAUCCCGACGCGCCAUCGCACUUCGUCUAUCUAGAAUGGUUCAGCAGGUUCAAACCGCGCCCAGAAGCAAAUCACCUGUUCUACACGGUGAAACGAUCACUUGACGUCGACCUACAGCGCAUCGCAGCAAUAGUACCCUUGAAGAGUCUGCACCGAAGUGCGUAUCUAAUUCCCAAGUUUGGCCCGGCGAAGCCACCGGAGUGGACAAGCACCAAUGUACUCGAGCUCUGCAACACAUUUUUUGUAAAUUCCUUCACAGACAGACAUUCGUACAUUACCGUAGUUUAG
Rhodofomes roseus is the source of this 3411-nucleotide messenger RNA. RefSeq lists its product as uncharacterized. The coding region runs from base 1 to 3411 and encodes 1136 amino acids. Gene Ontology annotation, molecular function: protein binding. The record is from RefSeq and is a predicted model, not a curated record. NCBI's taxonomy places the organism in Eukaryota, Fungi, Basidiomycota, Agaricomycetes, Polyporales, Fomitopsidaceae. The transcript has 7 exons.